This is a messenger RNA of Gossypium raimondii (Peruvian cotton), 4336 nucleotides long. RefSeq names its product FIP1[V]-like protein. The transcript has 9 exons. Gene Ontology annotation, biological process: mRNA processing. The record is from RefSeq and is a predicted model, not a curated record. The coding region runs from base 78 to 4097 and encodes 1339 amino acids. NCBI's taxonomy places the organism in Eukaryota, Viridiplantae, Streptophyta, Magnoliopsida, Malvales, Malvaceae.
AAUCAAAACCCUUUCCCCUAACUUCUCUUCCUCUUUGUAUCUCGCCCCCCUUUUUUUCUUCUUUCUAAGGAAUUCCGAUGGAAGACGACGAUGAGUUCGGAGAUCUAUACACCGACGUUCUCAAGCCUUUCUCUUCCGCUGCUGCGCCACCGCUUCAGCCUUCUACACCCACCCAUUUCCACCGUCCGAUUGAUUCCAAUCCUCAAUCUCAGGGUGGCGACGACGACGAUAUCCUCUUCGGGCCCUCACGUUCGAUUCCGGACACUCAAAACCUAGCGCCGUUGAAGUUUCAUCCUGUUCUUCCUCCUGCUGUUGCCGCUGCAGCAGCUCUGGGUUCGAUCCCUAAUUCAGCUCCCGAACCAAUGGUUUUGGAUUCUGGAAAAGAGGUUGUAUUUGAUAUUGAAGAAGGGGGUAGUAAAGAGAUUGAGGACUCAGGCUUGGAUGACCCGAUAAUCCCGGGCUUAACCGAUUCGGUUCGCCAGGAAGAUUCUGGACGGAACGAUGACGGAGGCGAUGGUGGACUUAGAGGCAGCGGCCAAGUGGAAGCGGAAGCGGAUGGAGAAGGGGAUGAUUGGGAUAGUGACAGUGAAGAUGAUCUACAGAUAGUGUUAAACGACAACAACCACGGGCCUAUGGCUAUGGAAAGAGGAGUGAUUGGGGAAGAUGACGACGACGAAGAUGGGGACCCGCUUGUGAUAGUGGCUGAUGCAGAUGCAAACCAAGGGAUGGAGGAGCAGGACUGGGGUGAGGAAGGAGGGCAGACUGCUGAUGGGGAAAGGAAAGAAGGGGGAGAAGUAGGGAAGGUUGGCACUGCUGGCAGUGGAGGAGGGGGCGUGGUUGCACCAAAAAUUGGGUACAGCAGUCAUGGUUUCCAUCCGUUUCAUUCUCAGUUUAAGUAUGUAAGACCUGGUGCAGCACCAAUGCCUGGAGCCACUGCCGGUGGUCCUGGAGGAGCUCCAGGUCAGGUUCGUCCAGGAAUGAGUGCUAUGGUUGGUCGUGGUAGAGGUGAUUGGAGGCCACCUGGAAUGAAAGCUGGUCCUUCUAUGCAAAAAGGUUUCCAUCCUAAUUUUGGAAUGCCUGGCUGGGGUAACAAUACGGUGGGGCGAGGUUUUGGUGGCGGACUGGAUUUCACGCUUCCUUCUCACAAGACAAUAUUUGAUGUUGACAUUGACAGUUUUGAAGAAAAGCCGUGGAAAUAUCCUGGUGUUGAUCUUUCAGACUUCUUUAACUUCAGUCUAAAUGAGGAGAGCUGGAAAGAUUAUUGCAAACAACUGGAACAACGUCGCUUGGAGACAACCAUGCAAAGCAAGAUUCGUGUUUAUGAAAGUGGGCGAACAGAGCAGGAUUAUGAUCCAGAUUUGCCUCCAGAAUUGGCUGCAGCAACUGGGCAAGAGAUUUCAGUUGACACUGCUAAUCUUGGAAGGUCAAAUGGUGGACAGGAUGACUUGACAAAAGGAACUGCCCGAGUGCGACCACCUCUACCAACUGGGAGAGCAAUACAGGUCGAGGGAGGUUCUGGGGAACGCCUUCCCUCCAUUGAUACUCGGCCACCUCGUAUCCGUGAUUCAGAUGCAAUUAUUGAGAUUGUUUGUCAGGAUACUCUAGACGAUGAUUCCUCCACUGGCAAUGCUGUUGAAGACCGAACAGAAAAUGAUAUGCCAAGGGAGGAUCUUAGAGGAGAUCUUGCACCUGAAGCUGAUAUUGUGCAUGAAGAUACUGAAUAUGUUAAUGGUUUUCCAGAUGCUUAUAGCAGUCGAAAGAGGGAGCUAGUUGAAAGAACUAUGAACUCUGUUCGGACUAAUGUGCCUGAAGAUGAUGGCAUUUUGCCUGUCUGUGGGGAAACAUCACGCCCAUAUGGUCCUGGAUUUAGGAGCCAGAGUCCUAUGUAUCAUAAUGGAAACUUUGGCAGUCCUCGUGAUGAGAGGCAUAGGCAGGGAAGAGCACGUGAGAGAUCCCCUCACAUGACACCUAGUCGAGGUAAAUGGGACAAGUUAAGUGAUACCCAUUCCCAUGAGGAGGAAUCUGUUGAAAGCAUGGAUCAAAAAUCUCCUCUCCUCGUCAAGGAUGACGUUGAUGAUGAGCUUGAGCCAGCUGAUAGAAGCCCUGUUACAGAAAAGGAUGAGCUGAUAAAUGGCCCCCGUAAAGAUGAGAGUCCACAUGAUCCUAAGAAAAAUGAAGAAGUAAGUUCUCAAGUAGAGCAACAGAAGCUUCAAGAACUAGAAGGUGGUGAGGACUUCAUGGCUGCAAGAAUCAGUGAAAAUAGCGAAGCAAGAUCUGGCAGCAGCAGAGAUUAUCAGAAAUGGCGAGAUGGUGCUGAGGAUGAAGUUGUUCAAGGUGGACGUUCUUCUCGCAUCCCGAUUGUCAAGAAGCAUAUGGAUGAACAUGAUCAGAAUUUCCGGAGAAAAGAUCGUGAUGCGAGAUGUGAGUUUGAAAGAAGCCAGAUUGUAGGUAAACCAGGAGAAGAUUCUUACCCUGUUAGAGACUACGACACUAGCUCACCACAUAGUUUGCACAUCAAAAUGGAGGGUUUGGAUAGGCGAAGGGAGAGCGACAAUAUUGAUGUUACAUGGCAACAGAGAGAAGAUGAUUUUUACAGCAAAAAAAGUAGAGCUGAGGACUUGAGGAAGAGAGAGCGUGAUGAAAUGGGUUCUAGGAACAGGGCUAAGGUCCGAGAAAGUGAGAGGAGUGACAGAGAUGAUUAUCCACAUUCUAGAAAACAGUUGGAUAAUGGCAUUUAUAAAGUUCAUCAUGAUAAGGAUGUCAGUGCAAGACAUAGGGAAAGAGAUGAUAAUUUGAAGAGUAGGUAUGAAGCAGCAGAUGAUUACCACAGCAAAAGAAGGAAAGAUGAGGAGUAUGUCAGGAGAGACAUCGCAGACAAAGAGGAGACCUUGCAUGGAAACAGAGAAUCCAGCAGCAGUCGCAGAAAGCGAGAAAGGGAUGAAAUUUUAGACCCGCGUAAGAGAGUUGAGCAACAAAGAACUAGAGACACUUUUGAUCAUCAUUCAGUUCGGCACAAAGACGAGAUUUGGUUGCAUAGAGAGAGGGUUGAGAGGCAGCGGGAGAGGGAUGACUGGAAUAGGCUAAAGCAAUCCCAUGAUGAAAGUUUAUCAAAACGGGAGAGAGAAGAAGGACGAGGUACUGUGAGGAGUGGACGUGGUUCAGAAGACAAAGCAUGGGUUGGCCAUAACAGGGCAAAGGAUGAACAUAAAGUUUCUGGAAAAGAAUACCAACUCAAAGAGACAGCGCGCCACAGUGAGCAGAUGAAGAGAAGGGAUCGGAAUGAUGAUGAAAGUUUCUCACGUCAUAGGGGACACGAAGAUUCGAAUGCACGUGGACACCAAUUUAGCAAUGAUGAGAGAAAAUCCAGGCAGGAAAGGUCAAGCACUCGGAGUGACCAUGUUGUCAAUGCUUCAGAUAGCCAAAGGGGGCAUGAGAAGAAACAUAAAGAAAACACUAGGAAGAAUAGAGAAUCGGAAGGUGGAGAUCCAAUCAGUUUGGGCUCUGCCAAGAGAAACCAGGAAGAUUUAAGUGGUCACUACAAUGAAACGGGUUUGAGAAGUGUUGAGAAGAACGAGAAUCCAGUUCAUUAUAACUCUUCCAAAAAACAUAGAGACGAUCCUUCUUCAGAUGAUGAGCAGCAAGAGUCAAAACGGGGGCGCUCCAAAUUGGAACGUUGGACAAGCCAUAAGGAAAGGGAUUACAGUAUCAAUAGCAAGUCAUCUGCUUCCUCAAAGUUCAAGGAGAUUGAGAAGAUUGAUAAUGUGGAUGCCGCAGAAUCAAACAAAACUCUAGAUGAACCUGGUAAGUUGGUCGAGCCUGCUGAGAACCAUCACCCUUUGUCUGACAAUAAAACUGCUGGUGCGCCAGAGACCAAGGAGACCGAUACAAGGCCAUUGGACGACCGGCAUCUUGACACUGUCGAGAAGCUGAAGAAGCGAAGUGAGAGAUUCAAACUUCCAAUGCCUAAGGAAAAAGAUGCCAUGGCAAUAAAGAAAAUGGAGAGCGAGGCAUUGCCUUCAGCCAAGAAUGAAACUCCUGCGGAUUCCGAAGUUAAGCCGGAGAGACCAGCCCGAAAACGAAGGUGGAUCAGCAAGUAAUAGUGGAACAAGUAAGCCCACAUUGUUGCUGUGCUGCAAGGUCUUUAAUUAUUGGACCCCAAAGGUCCUGCCAUAAGGGUUCCUGAAAUGUUCAUGUACUAUUAAUACGUUCAUAUCACGUAUGAGAUUGUAACAUUGCUGCCGCCAUGUACUUUUUUCUCUCAAUACUAUAUGUAUAUACUAGAGAAUGUAACAUUGAAUUAGUCAUAAGUGGUGGCACAUAUUCCAUUUACUGUUAA